Macadamia integrifolia is the source of this 2001-nucleotide messenger RNA. RefSeq names its product protein DETOXIFICATION 33-like. Bases 181 to 2001 code for a protein of 606 amino acids. Gene Ontology annotation, cellular component: membrane. Gene Ontology annotation, molecular function: xenobiotic transmembrane transporter activity; antiporter activity. The transcript has 10 exons. Gene Ontology annotation, biological process: xenobiotic detoxification by transmembrane export across the plasma membrane. The record is from RefSeq and is a predicted model, not a curated record. NCBI's taxonomy places the organism in Eukaryota, Viridiplantae, Streptophyta, Magnoliopsida, Proteales, Proteaceae.
GAGGAGAUAAAGAGUUGCAGUAAAUUCUUGAAGAAGUCAUUGAAGGAGAACAAGCAGCUCUGGUCUCUAGCUGCUCCUGCCAUCUUCACCACCAUCGCUCAGUAUUCCCUUGGAGCCGCCACCCAGGUCUUCGCCGGCCACCUCACCACCCUCGAGCUCGAUGCUGUCUCCACCGAGAACAUGGUCAUCGCCGGCCUUGCCUUCGGCAUCAUGUUGGGAAUGGGAAGUGCACUUGAAACACUAUGCGGGCAAGCAUACGGAGCAAAACAGGUACACAUGUUGGGUAUAUACAUGCAACAUUCAUGGGUCAUCCUCACCUUGAUGGCUUUCAUCCUGUUGCCCAUCUACAUCUUUGCCACUCCAAUCUUGAGAUUCUUCGAUCAGGAUGAAGAGAUUGCACGUGUCGCCAGAAGAUUCACGCUCUACAUGAUCCCUCAAUUGUUCGCGUACGCAAUCAACUUCCCAAUGCAGAGGUUCUUGCAGGCACAAAACAAGGUCAUGGCCAUGGCAUGGGUAUCUGGCCUUGCACUGCUCUUCCAUAUCUUCCUCUGUUGGCUCUUAAUUGUGCAAUUCCAGCUUGGGUUGGUUGGUGCAGCAAUUGCACUCAAUUUGUCUUGGUGGAUAGUAGACCUGGGCCAAUUUUUUUACAUUGUCAUGGGCUAUUGCCCCGGAGCUUGGACCGGGUUCAAUUGGGGAGCCUUCCGUGACUUGGCCACCUUCGCUCGUCUUUCAAUUGCUUCUGCCAUUAUGUUGUGCCUUGAAUUCUGGUAUUACAUGCUGCUUGUGGUGUUAGCGGGCAACUUGAAGGAUGCUCAGAUUGCAGUGGCUUCCAUUUCCAUCUGUACCAAUCUCAAUGGAUGGGUGCUCAUGAUCUUCCUAGGUUUCAAUGCAGCAAUCAGUGUGAGGAUCUCAAAUGAACUUGGAGCAAGAAGGCCAAGGGCAGCGAAAUUCUCAAUAAUUGUGGUGGUUCUGACUUCAGCAUUGAUAGGUGUAAUGUUCCUCGCUAGCAUCUUGUAUCUGAGGAAUGUCUAUGCUCUUCCCUUCACAAAUAGUCCUGAUGUUGCCAAAGCUGUGUCUCACCUUGCCGUCAUCUUCGCCUUCACAUUGUUGCUUAACAGUGUUCAACCUGUUCUAACAGGUGUGGCUGUAGGAGCAGGAUGGCAGUGGUUGAUAGCUUAUGUGAACAUUGGAUGUUACUAUGCUGUGGGUCUUCCUCUUGGGUUCUUGCUCGGUGCUCAAUUGGACUUGGGAGUUGAGGGAAUAUGGGCUGGAAUGAUCACUGGUGUUGGCUUGCAAACUGUGAUCCUAACAGGCAUAACUUUUGGAACAAACUGGAGUAAAGAGGCUGAGGCCGCAGGAUCUAGGAUAAAGGAAUGGGGUGGAUCAGUAGAAAACCCAAUUGAAAGUAUUAAGGACCCGCGGAAGAAAUCACAGCAACUUUCAAGUUUCAGCGGCGGACAGUUCCCUCCGUUUUUAGAGUUGUCUAAUUGUCGUCGAUUGAACCUCACUUUAAUCAAAGAUUACCUGGCCUUGUAUCGUUCUGAUUAUAGAAAAUUUGUCUCUGAUAUAUGGUUCAUAGAGAUUAAAAAGUUCAAGUGCAAUGAGCUGUGCCGAUAUUAUCAUACAAAUGUGGUUAGGUCAUGGCCUAAUGAAUAUGAUUUCAAUCUUGUGGGUAUAUUGAGCAGUAACAUGCUCUUGUGCAAGGUAACUGAAAAUAGUCCUAGUUGCCCCCGAGAAGACAGCGCACAGUUCUUACCAGUGAAAGAGGACCCAAAGAUGGAAACAGUGAACCGUAGCAAUCUUUUUGUUUAUUGUUUAGAGAAUGAGCAAUUGAUGCAUGUUGGGGUGUCUAGAGCAAUUCCAACUUGGUUCAAUGCAACAAGUUUUGUUCCAAGCCUUGUAUCUCCUGUUGUUAUUCAUUUUGGCAAGUCAAGAAAAGAUACUAGUUACAGGGUCAUAUCUUUCAAUUGCCGUCCUCGCUGCUCUCCACCUUCAGAUUAG